AUGAAGGAGCUGUUGAUGCUGUUCGCGCUCGCGGCCGCCAUGGUGGCGGUUCAGGCUUCUAGGGGAGGAGGUGAAUGCCACGAGGUGAUAUACGAGCUGAUGCAUAAGGAAAACAUGACAGAAAUCAUAGAAAGCUGUAUGGAGGAAAAUGGAAUCGUCUUGAACCUAAACCGGCCUGGUCGACGACCCGGCGGCCGCAGAGGACGUAACAGAUUUGGCAGAGGAAAGAGAAGUCCUCAUAUGAUGCGGUUCAUCUCACGCCUUCCUCAAGAAGAUCAGACAGCCCUAGCCGAGUGUAUCUUCGAGGAGGAAAGCCUUCUCACAGAUGAUGGUUUGUUCGAUGCGACGGCGUUCACAGAAGACGUGAUCGCCAAGUUAGAAGAAAUAGAGGAUUCUCCGGAAGCAGAUGCUAUGUUGGCUGCCAUUGAGGACGGCACUUGUGUAGUCGAGGAGAGCGAACCUAACGUAAGGCUUCCAUACUCAGAUGAAAGAUAUAUUCAACUGCCACUUAUGAUCUGUGACUUUUUCUUCAAAUAUUCUCUUAGUUGA
Molecule: messenger RNA, 549 nt
Organism: Penaeus indicus
Lineage: Eukaryota; Metazoa; Arthropoda; Malacostraca; Decapoda; Penaeidae
Exons: 4
Coding region: 1-549 (182 amino acids)
Source: RefSeq, a predicted model, not a curated record